Molecule: messenger RNA, 646 nt
Organism: Vigna unguiculata (cowpea)
Lineage: Eukaryota; Viridiplantae; Streptophyta; Magnoliopsida; Fabales; Fabaceae
Product: gibberellin-regulated protein 13-like
Source: RefSeq, a predicted model, not a curated record
UUCGCUAUCUGAACCAAUUGCCAUCAACACUGUCCAACAUUUCAGGUAAAAAAAUGGACAAAGUCUUAACCGAUUUCCCAUAUAAGUACCCAAACUCUACUCCAUUUGGAAAAAACCACUCUUCACAUAACACAACUUCCCUCUGUGUCUGAAGGAGUGUUCCAGUGAUUCAGCAAUGGCUACAAACCUAACCAUCAUUCUCUUCUGCCUGCUUCAUAUGCUUCUUCUUUUCAAGGAGACUCGUGCUAAGAUUCUUGUUGCUACCACUGAGUCUCCAACUCCGGCACCAGCACCCGCACCAGCACCAGCACCUCAGUCAAAUAAGCAUGGCACCACCGAAGGCAGUCUUCAACCACAAGAUUGUGGUCCUCGUUGUGCGGAUAGAUGUUCGAACACACAGUACAAGAAGCCAUGUCUGUUCUUCUGCCAGAAGUGUUGUGCGAAAUGCCUGUGUGUGCCCCCUGGAACCUACGGCAACAAGGAGGUAUGCCCCUGUUACAACAAUUGGAAGACCAAAAGGGGAGGACCCAAAUGCCCUUAAAUCUUCAAUCUUCAAUCUUCAAUCUUCACUCUAGUUUUAUUCAUUGCUGUUACUUCAAUAUCUCUUCUAUUAUAUCAUCACGGAAUUUGGAUUUCCUUGCUUUAA